This is a messenger RNA of Coffea arabica (coffee), 2214 nucleotides long. Lineage: Eukaryota; Viridiplantae; Streptophyta; Magnoliopsida; Gentianales; Rubiaceae. The record is from RefSeq and is a predicted model, not a curated record.
UGAUUAAGAAUUUGCUUCACCAACGUGGUAAUUAAUCGACUCAAAUAGUUGUCUAACGAAUACCGUUUCGACUCCUCUUCUCCAGAAAAAAGGUCUCGAAACGAGAGUAUGCAAUUUAGGGCUUUAGUUUAGCCACAAGAAGAAACCCAGUAAUGGCUUCCAAUAAUGAUGCCAACGACUCUGAAAAGCCACCUUCCUCGCCGAAGAAGAGUGUAUAUAAAGAUCCAGAUGAUGGUCGGCAACGCUUCUUACUUGAAUUGGAAUUCGUUCAAUGCCUCGCUAAUCCCACUUACAUCCACUAUUUAGCGCAGAAUCGAUAUUUUGAAGAUGAAGCAUUUAUUGGGUAUUUGAAGUAUCUCCAGUAUUGGCAACUCCCGGAGUACAUUAAGUUUAUCAUGUAUCCCCAUUGCCUUUUCUUUCUCGGGCUUCUCCAAAAUCCCAACUUUCGGAAUGCAAUGGCCCAUCCUGCCAACAAGGAAUUGGCACAUAGGCAGCAGUUCUAUUUUUGGAAGAACUAUCGAAACAACCGAUUGAAGCAUAUCCUUCCAAGGCCCCUUCCUGAACCUAGUGCUGCUCCAUCUAUUCCCACUCCAGUUCCACCUCCACCUGGACCACCUACAACUUUAUCUGCUCCUUCUCCUGGUCCUGUACCUUCUCCAGCAGCUUCAGCACUCUCUCCAAUGCAAUAUGCCAUUCCCUCUGGAUCUGCUUUUCCGAAGAAUGAUCCCAGAAACAGUGGGGUUGAUCGAAGAAAGAGAAAGAAAGAUGGAUGACACUACAUUCAUCUCUGAGCAACUGUGUUGUGCAUGGGAUAAACUAUUGAAGGUACUGAUAUCUUUACACUCUUGGGCUUGACUAGAUUGAGGUACAGUGCGUGUCCAGAUAAUUUCUUCAUCAAUUCUGAAAUUUCAGUAGGGUUCGUGCAAUGAAUAUGUUGUGAUGGUUAUGUAUUUUUCGGGUUUCGCAUUUGUGUACAUCUCUACUGGCCGGAGAGAAAGAACUAAAGAAUAUUAUUUGUUAUUCCCAUCUGUUCUCCAUGCUUGUUCACAUUCUGUUUUGUUUCCCAAAACUGUUAGUGCUUCUGCUGCAGAUCCAAAAGUUGAUGGUGAAAUAUGCCAAAUAAAUUUUUGUCAAUGAUGAUAAAUGCUGCUUCAUAUCACCUCUCAAAUGAGUACUGAGUGCAAUUUGUUGUUUGAGUGAGCAAAUAUCUGAGCUGCUUGGUUGGACAUUGCUCAUACAGAAAUCUGGUAAUGCACCCAACUUUAGUCCAUUUAACAGCAUAAUACCGAGAAAGCAUGUGAUUGUACAGAGAAUGGAAACGAGUGCGUCAGUUAUUUCAUCAUUGUUGGUAAAUAUUCGGAUUUAUAAGUUAUCUUUAAAUUUGAUUUUUAUGGAUGAUUGUCUGUUUUUGAAGUUAUAUUAGAAAACAGUAAGUAUUGAGUGCUCAAUUAAGUUUCAACGGUUGCUGCUACAUCGCACUUUCAGUUGGCAUGUUUCCUCUAAUAUUAGAGUUUCAUUAAGGUCUGAGUGCUCGUAAAUAGAUUCCAUUUUGUUUUUCUUGAUCGUUUAGGCUGCUUAGAACUCAAGAUGUAAUUGUUGGUUUGUCGUUGAGAACUUUCCGCGUGAUAUGUUAAAAAACAAGUGUUUACUUUUGAGACAAUACUACUACUAGAGCGAAGUAGUACACUGUGUCUUUUCACCUUUAGAGUUGAACAAGAAUUGUAAUAUUUGUGUACGCGAGAAGGCUAAAGUUCCCUUGUGCUCCUGUAUUUACGUUGCAGGUGAAUAUGGAUGGAUGGAUGCAGCACUCUCUUCCUGUUGCUUCUGAAAGCUUGUUAGCUUUUAGGAUCCUGGUUGGAGAGACAAGAUUAUUCAAAUGUGCUGCAAAUAAAAGCUGCCUUCUUGAAAAAACUGGACUCAGGCAAACAUCUGGUUGUGCUUAUUCUCCCUACUUUUUUGGGGCUUUCCAGUUGUACAGACGUAACAGAGCUGGAGCUAGUGUAACCUUAGUCCCAUUUGAAAUCUCAUUUUCUCGAUUCUGGUUCAUGGUUGCAUGAUUCAUUAACACCAUGUGUUGCAUUCCUUCCAUCAUCAGUACUCAAGGAAAGCCACGAAUAAUGAACAGAAUUUGACCUGAGAUUCGAACAAAUUGUAGAGAUGACUUUUACAAACUUGCCUAAAUUUUCCAAUUAUUAUUAUUAUUUUUUUUUUUGG